AUGGCGGCAGUCCCGGCGGCUGGCGGGGCGGCGCGGGGCCGCGGGGCCACCAGCUUCCAGCGGAAGGCCGCGGCCGGCAGCCGCCUGGCCGCUAUCGCGGGCACUCGGCCUUCCGUUCGCCACGGGCAGCUGCUGCUCUCCAGCGGGCUCCCCUCCCUGGACUGUGUGCUAGGUGGAGGCAUAGCUGUUGGAACCCUUCUUCUUAUUGAGGAAGAUAAAUACGGUCUUUACUCCAAUUUGUUGUUCAAGUAUUUUCUGGCAGAGGGAGUUGUCUGUGGACAUGACUUGUUUGUUGCUUCUGCUAAAGAGCAUCCUGACAGCAUUUUAAAGGAACUUCCAGCCCCUUUGCUUGAUGAUACCUACAGAAAUGAAUUGGGAGAAGAAGCAACAGCUGUUAAGUCUGAAGAUUUUCAGGAUUCUAUGAAAAUCGCCUGGCGCUACCAAAAUUUACCAAAAAUGGAGGCCAGCCCAACAACGUCUACAAAGUUUGGCCAUUAUUAUGAUGUUUCUAAAACAAUGUCUCCAGAACUGUUUCAGUCCAUAAAAUGGCACAGUUUUUACCUUCCUGAAGAAUUGUCUUUACAGCCUAAAAUGAAAACAUGUAAUAUGAACAGUGCUUAUGCAAGGCUGCUUCAGUCCGUUCAGAGGAUCAUUUACCAGGAGGGGUUUGAUGGCUCUGAUCCCCAGAAAAAACAAAAGAAUAUUUUGCGGAUAGGAAUUCAGAGUCUGGGUUCCAUGUUGUGGGGGGAUGACAUUUGUAGCAGUGAUACUCCUGAAGAUAUUCACAGCCUUACAAAAUUUCUGUAUGUUCUCCGUGGCCUCCUCAGAAAAUCUUUGUCAGCCUGCAUCAUCACAGUGCCCGCUCACCUUAUCCAGAAUAAAGCAAUUAUGGAACGUGUAACAAACUUGUCAGAUAUGGUAGUUGGUCUUGAAUCAUUUAUUGGCUCUGAGAGAGAAACCAAUCCAUUAUACAAGGAUUACCACGGUUUGGUUCAUGUACAUCAGAUUCCUCGGCUUAAUAGCUUGAUCUGUGAUGUGUCAGACACGAAGGACCUUGCUUUUAGAUUAAAAAGGAAGCUGUUCGCCAUUGAGCGACUGCAUUUGCCUCCAGACUUGUCAGACACAGUGAGCCGCGCAAGCAAACAGGAUCUGGCAGAAUCCGCCAAACUGCUGAGCUCAGGAUGUGGUGCUAUGGCCAUCGGCAAGAAGCACCUGGACUUCUAGUGAUUUCUACUUAGCAGUUUCACUCAGAUUUAUAUGACACUCUAAUUAUGAGUGUUAAUGACUUAUACAAAUAUUUUUCUUAAUGAUUU
Messenger RNA from Gymnogyps californianus (California condor), 1313 nucleotides. It is a transcript of the gene ELP4, whose product is annotated as elongator acetyltransferase complex subunit 4. Gene Ontology annotation, cellular component: elongator holoenzyme complex; transcription elongation factor complex; cytoplasm. Lineage: Eukaryota; Metazoa; Chordata; Aves; Accipitriformes; Cathartidae. The transcript has 10 exons. Gene Ontology annotation, biological process: tRNA wobble uridine modification. The record is from RefSeq and is a predicted model, not a curated record. The coding region runs from base 1 to 1224 and encodes 407 amino acids.